Molecule: messenger RNA, 915 nt
Organism: Cyclospora cayetanensis
Lineage: Eukaryota; Apicomplexa; Conoidasida; Eucoccidiorida; Eimeriidae
Product: calumenin
Exons: 5
Coding region: 1-915 (304 amino acids)
Molecular function (GO): calcium ion binding
Source: RefSeq, a predicted model, not a curated record
AUGAAGUUCACUACGUCUGCGGCAGUCGCCGCUGUUGUCGUGCUGAUGUCUGCCGGCACUGAAGGCAGCAGUCCGACGGAGCAGACACCCAAGCUUUCCGGCGAGAAGCUUGCUGAGUUAAUGCAGCUGAGUCUGCGGGAGAUUAGGAAGAGGAUGGACUCUAUUUUUGCGCUCGUGGACACGGACAAGAAUGACGAAAUCUCGAAGGAUGAGGCGGAGAAGUGGAGUACCAAACUUAAGGAGGCGAUGCACAAGCACCAAGUUAAGCAGGAAUUCAUCUCGAUUGACAAGAAUAACGACGGAAAGAUUACGCUGGAAGAGCUCGAGGUUACCUACACAGACGGCGCCGACGCAGCCAACCAGGAAGCGCACAAGCAAGAGGUUCACAAGAGGUUUGUAGCGGUGGAUAAAGACAAAAGUGGGAGCCUGAGCUUGGAAGAGGUGACUAUCCUGAUGGAUCCAGGAAAGGACGAUGUCCUCAUGCAAAUUGAAGUUGAUGAGAUUAUGGCGGCUCAAGAUAAGGAUAAGGACGGAUCGAUCUCUCUUGACGAAUUUCUACUCAACGAAGGCGGCACGCUGACAGAUCCGGAGAAAGAGGAACUGACCAAGGAGUUCUCGACAUACGAUAAGAACAGCGAUGGGAAGAUAGACGAAGCAGAGCUUCGGACUGUAAUUGAGGAUCCACACGCGCACGACCUCCAGCAAAUGUUGGAUGCCCUUAAUGCCGAGAUGGAAGACGGCAAAAUCACGAAGGACCAGUGGCAAGACAAGUUCGAGACCUUCUCCGUGUCUAUGCUUACCGACAACGGAGAACUCUUGAGGUUCCCCGAAGAAUACGAAGGCAUUGAGCUUCCCUUCCAGGGCAUUAGCGUCGGGCCGGGGGAGGAAGACGAACUCAAGCACGACGAGCUGUAA